Molecule: messenger RNA, 970 nt
Organism: Mycetomoellerius zeteki
Lineage: Eukaryota; Metazoa; Arthropoda; Insecta; Hymenoptera; Formicidae
Exons: 2
Cellular component (GO): nucleus
Molecular function (GO): DNA binding
Source: RefSeq, a predicted model, not a curated record
UUCAUUUUUUGUGGACAAAGAAUUUCCUACGUAUAUGGAAGACAUGCACCUGAAGGAUCUAUAAUAAAAUGCACUCGAAAUGGCUGAACUAAUGAAGAGAUAUUUAUGAUUUGGCUACAACAUUUCGCUCAUUGUAUUACACCAACAAAGGAGAAUCCAGUGUUGUUGGUGUUGGAUAAUCAUAGUAGCCACAUUUCAUUGUCAACUUAUAGUUUUUGUACGAAUAAUUACAUACAUAUGCUUUCAUUACCUCCGCAUACCAGUCAUCGAAUGCAACCUCUAGACGUAAGUUUCUUUGGACCUCUUAAGCGAGCAUAUUAUCGAGAAGCCAAUUUGUUUAUCAAAUCAAAAAACUUGACGAAAAUACAAUCUUCUGAUUUGCCAGAACUUUUUGGAAAAGCUUAUAACAGAAUUGCUUCUAUCGAUAAAGCUGUAAAUGGGUUUAAAGCAACUGGUAUUUAUCCCAUUGAUCCAUGUGUUUUCGAAGAUUCAGAAUUCGUCGUUGAUCAUCAAGUUAGUGCACAGGUUAUAUUUGACGAUUAUAUUCCUGUAGUAAGUGAGGAAACUUUAGUCGCUAUUGACAAUUCAACUGUCACAUUUGCAAUAAACAAGGAACUUGAUGCCAGUUCAAUUAUAAAUCAGCAUUGUAUUGAAAAUGAAGACAAAGAAAAUGAAAAUCUCUAUGAGAAUAAACACACUGGUCAGAAUGAAACUAAUAAAAACUCUGCAGUUAUUCAAGAUUUUAAAAUAAGCCUGACAGAAAUGUGCCCUUCGGCAAAAAAAUUGCCAAAUCCAUCUUCACAACAAAAUAGAGAGAAGCAACAUUCAGAAAUAUUAACUUCAUCACCUGUUCAAAAAAUGUUGGAAAUUAAAAAAGGAAAGAAAGAGGAAAAGGCAAGGCAUGCUGAACAGAUAAGGAUAAAAAAAGAUUUACAGAAAAAUAUUAAGAUGCAAAAAGAUGAGGAAAAGC